AUGGCGCCACCGUCGGAAACUUCUGCCAAUUACCAGCAGCAAUACAAUGAGUUCAUCGCGAACCUCACGGCUUAUCACCAGAAGCGGGGGACCAAUCUCGAACCAGAACCCCGCGUCGGGAAUAAGCAUGUCGACCUGCUGCAGCUCUUCAAGACGGUGGUUGAGCGGGGAGGAUACGACAAGGUCAGCGACGAGAAAUUGGCGUGGCGCAAAAUGGGACAGGACUUCAACCUAGGCACCGCCAACCUCCCAGCCCUCGCCUUCAGUCUGAAGUCGACUUAUUACAAGAAUCUUGCGGCGUAUGAGAUAUCCACCAUCCAUGGGAAAGAACCGCCUCCAAAAGAGAUUCUCGAAGACGUUACAGCCAAAGGCGGAGGCUUGCUGGAGCGAACCGUCGAGAACUAUCGCCCUGCGAGCCGCCGCGAGACAAACGCGUUGGGAUUGGAGGGCUCAGAAGCGUCCGGUGAUGAUGGAACACCUAUGAGAGACCUCGUUGGUGAGGAAACGCCUGGAAGCGGAGGACGAGCAACAAGGGGCUUGCGACAGGCCCCCCCACAGAGAGUCCUCUUUCAGCCAGACACCCAGCCUUCACGCCAAAGACACAACCUUCUUCCGCCCGGUUCCGCGCCGCUUCCUCCACGAGGGGCAUCUACAUCAUACAAUCCCUCAUCGAACCCCGAUUCGUUCUCGCAUGCCGUCUCAAACUACGAACCGCGGCCUCAGAUGCCAUUGACGCUUCGCCCCGUCAUUACACCGGCGAACAACCCCUCCGAAUUCAAACGUAUACGUGCGGCAAAGGAGCAGCUACUCAAUCCUCUCGCCAGACCGGCUCCGAGCGCACGGAUCAUGCUCCCUGGCACUGGCUUUGAUGGGCCAAAUAUCUACGUCCGCUGUCUACUAGCACUUAAAUCCGGGGUUCAGGAAGAGCAGGACUACGCGCUCCACCAUCUCGUCAAGAUCUCGAUGGAGCGGGGUGACAAGUACCGCUUUGAGUCAUUUGCGGGUCUGGCAGAGGCACUGGUUGAUAAGAUUUUGGAAGUCAGCUCUCUAUUCUAUGAAGUUACGUGGCAGGUGGUCUAUCCCGACGAUGGCAAAGAGCGCGACUGGAACACGCUCGAUGGCCUAAAGGGGACGCCGGAUAUUCUAGAGCGUGUUGGGAAGCUAGCACGGAAGGCUGUCGACGACAGCAUCCAUCCUGAGAACUUCAGCGACAAGAUGCUGCAGGUCGUCGAGGCUGCCCUGACGCUGCGGAACAUGGUGAUGUUGGAAGACAACGCGCACUACGUAUCAGAGAUGCGGCCACUGCGGGACAUGUUGAGCAUCGUCCUCAACCUGCCUAACCUUGAGGCGCUCGUUGAGCUGAAGCACUACGCCCUCGACAUCGUCGAGCAACUCACCAAGUACCUCCACUUCAGCGCCACCGACCCCCUCUACCUCUCUCUCCUCGCGCAACUCGACUCGCCCGACCGCGGCGCAGUCCUCACCUCCCUCCGCGCCAUCAGCCGCAUCUCAAUGAACCUCGAGGACACCAACCGGCUCGAAGGCAUCCCCCCCACCACCCUCCAACGCAUCCUCGACUGGACACUCCUCGACGACGAAGACCUCGUAAACUCCUGUCUCGACUUCCUCUACCAAUACACCGCCGUCCUCCCGAAUGUCUCCCUCAUGACGCACUCCAUCGACCUCCCCUCUCUAGUCGCCCAACUCACCCGCCUCCUCAUCUACGGCGCCAAAGAAACAACUCGCGACCUCCUCCUCGCGCCACCCACGCGCCGCCCUCCCCCCUCCGAAAUCCCACCCAUCCCCGCCCCCCUCCUAACUGCCCUCCUCGCCCUCGAUGAACCAGAACGCUCCUCCAAAUGGCUGCGCUGCCUCUUCGAAGAAGACAAGGACGAGGCGAUAACCCAGAUCGCCCUCUGGCAAGCCUACCAAGCCCGCUUCGCACACGCCGUCGACAAGAUGGGUCGUCCCCUCCUCCCAGCCGCGGAGUUCAUCAAGAACGUCAGCACGACUUUUGCCGACAAGGCCGCGGCUCAGGUGCAGGCUGGCCCGGUGCAGAAAUUCAUCAUCAAGGGCAUCCGCAUCCGCGACGCCCCUGUCGAUCUCACAGGCCGUCCAUACCAAAAGUGCCAGUGGACAACACCCACCCCCGACGGCACAAGCACCCGUCCCUGCGGCGGCUUCUUCAUGGAGCCAGCCGAGAUGUUCGAGCACAUCUUCUCCCACCACCUCCGCGUCCCCAAGACCGCUUCUCCAUCUCCUUCCCCCCAGCCCACCGGCGGCGAGGGUGCAGCCGAGACCGCACCGGCGGAACCUAAGCCCGAGAAGACGGAGACGGAGAAAUUCACAAACGACGAGGGGACAUACCGUUGUCUCUGGCCCGGGUGCACCAAAUUCCGCAACCCCACUCUUAUCCGCCCCGCCCAGCUAGCACCACACAUCAAGAUCCAUCUCCCACCCCCCUCUCCCCCCUCCGAUUCCCUCAAGCACCCGAGCUGGGUAUCCCCAGCUUCGACGAAGAGUUUCUCGUUCCUGUCCACGGCGGUGGAUGAGCGGGGUGAUGCGGCGGGGAUCCCGCUUACGGCUGUGCUGGUGCUGAGGAAUUUGGCGAGGAAUUUGAGGAGGCUGGGGAGGGAGGAGGAGGAUAGGGAGGAUGAGAGGGAGGCUGGGGGGGGACGGAAGGUGGCGAGGUAUUUUGGGGGGGUGGAGGGGGAGUUGUGGUUUGUGUUUGCGCAUAAUAAGAGUUUGGCGUCAUACCUAGGAGACCUCCUCAUCGCCAUCGCUGAAUAAGCAAAGCAGCGACUAUACCAGGCAGGUCGGUCGAUCUCCUCAACCGACACCACCAUCGUCUCUUGUCAGGGAUGACCAUACCCAUCCCCAGUCGACGGAUCGAUCAUACUGGCGUUUUUCAGGAACAAUGCAGGUUAUAUUAUGUAGUUUACAGGUUUUUUACCAUCGGAAAACGGCGUCUUCGGGGAAACGGGAAUUGAAAGGAGGGAAGGAAGAAUCGGCGGAUGAUUUUAUCGUCCGAGUAUGUAUGCGCGCAGAGGAUGGAUGUAUAGUAGCUCUAUUUUGCUGGAACGAAAUUUUUAUAACCCG
Pseudogymnoascus destructans is the source of this 3099-nucleotide messenger RNA. RefSeq names its product RSC chromatin remodeling complex component (gene RSC9). The record is from RefSeq and is a predicted model, not a curated record. The coding region runs from base 1 to 2790 and encodes 929 amino acids. Gene Ontology annotation, molecular function: DNA binding. Gene Ontology annotation, biological process: regulation of DNA-templated transcription. The transcript has 2 exons. NCBI's taxonomy places the organism in Eukaryota, Fungi, Ascomycota, Leotiomycetes, Thelebolales, Thelebolaceae.